Molecule: messenger RNA, 306 nt
Organism: Staurois parvus
Lineage: Eukaryota; Metazoa; Chordata; Amphibia; Anura; Ranidae
Source: the annotation of a GenBank genome assembly
AUUUCUAUACCAAGAGCGGUAACCCCGAGCUACACUCGGGCUUACCAUGCGGCGCUGCUCUGGGGGUCCCUGCAGCACUUACCUUGUCCUUCGCUCCCGCGAUGUGUCCCCUGCAGCGUCCCCGGCCAUCUCCUCCUGCCAAUGCCGGCAUCCGGCUUCUGUGUUCCGGUCCCUGUGACGUCGGGACGUACGGGCGCCGGAACCGGUGGGAAAUUUGAAUUUUUUUAAAAAUGUCAUUUUUGCUGUCAUUGCUGUUUCAAUUCUGCUUUGUCCUGCGCCCUGCCUGCAUUUUGAAUGUUCUUUCUG